GAAAUCUAAUCAAUUUUGCAAAAGUGUGAGAAAAAGCCGCAAAGGGUCGUUGUUGUUUGACGCCUCUCGAUGGCAGCUUCUUCAACUAAUGCUCGUCUCACCAACCCUCCUCAUGUACUCUCCAAACCACGACUCUCACCAACCUCCGUCGUCAAUCUUCGUUUUCCGGCCCCCGAUUUCUCUAGUCGCUUCUCUGCCGGUUCUUCGUCCCCGCAACUAAGGAGGGUGCCGUUUCCGGUGGUAUUUUCCGAUCGAAGCCGUCGGCGAACCAUGGAACAUAGCAAUGUCUAUGUGGCUUCAAAUUCCACGGAAAUGGAGAUUGGAAGUCAAGAUAUUGUGAAGAAUCCGAGCUUGAUCUGUGCUCCAGUGAUGGCGGAUUCAAUUGACAAGAUGGUGAUUGAAACGUUCAAAGCCCAUGAAUUGGGUGCUGACUUGGUUGAAAUUCGAUUAGAUUGGCUUAAGGAUUUCACCCCUCUUGAGGAUCUCAAAACCAUUAUUAAGAAAUCUCCUCUGCCCACUCUAUUCACCUACAGACCAAAAUGGGAAGGUGGUCAAUAUGAAGGUGAUGAAAACGAGAGACAGGAUGUGCUUCGUCUGGCCAUGGAGUUGGGAGCUGAUUACAUUGAUGUUGAACUUCAGGUUGCAGGUGAGUUCAUCAAAUCUAUUGACGGAAAGAAGCCUGAAAAUUUCAGAGUGAUUGUUUCAUCGCACAACUAUCAGAAUACCCCUUCUGUUGAGGAUCUCGAUGACCUUGUUGCAAGAAUACGACAGACUGGAGCCGACAUAGUGAAGAUUGCUACUACUGCUGUGGACAUUGCAGACGUUGCUCGCAUGUUCCAUAUAACCUCAAAUGCUCAAGUUCCCACAAUUGGACUUGUGAUGGGUGAGAGAGGUCUAAUGUCUCGGAUUCUUUGUUCCAAAUUUGGUGGUUAUUUGACCUUUGGCACCUUAGAUUCUGGUAAAGUUUCUGCGCCAGGUCAACCAACGAUCAAGGAUCUGUUGGAUCUUUACAACUUUAGAAGAAUUGGUCCUGACACAAAGGUGUAUGGAAUUAUUGGCAAGCCUGUCAGUCACAGCAAAUCACCUAUCGUUCACAAUCAAGCUUUCAAAUCAGUUGAUUUUAAUGGAGUAUAUGUUCACCUGUUAGUUGAUAAUCUUGCAAGCUUUCUUCAAGCAUACUCAUCCUCUGAUUUCGCUGGAUUCAGCUGUACAAUUCCCCACAAAGAAGCUGCAUUGCAAUGUUGUGAUGAGGUUGAUCCAUUGGCAAAGUCUAUAGGAGCUGUGAACACUAUACUAAGGAGAAAAAGCGACGGGAAGUUGUUGGGUUAUAACACAGAUUGUAUUGGUUCCAUAUCUGCUAUUGAGGAUGGCCUACGAAGAUCAGGUGAUCCAAGCAGUGGACCUUCUUCUUCUUCGCCAUUAGCCGGUAAAACAGUGGUGGUUAUUGGUGCUGGUGGAGCUGGCAAGGCACUUGCUUAUGGUGCAAAAGAAAAAGGGGCCAAAGUUGUAAUUGCUAAUAGAACUUACGAACGAGCACUAGAACUCGCGGAAGCAAUCGGAGGGAGAGCGUUAUCUCUCACAGAUUUAGAUAACUUUCACCCAGAAGAUGGCAUGGUUUUGGCCAACACCACAUCUAUGGGUAUGCAACCAAAUGUUGACGAGACUCCAAUUUCUAAGCAUGCAUUGAAGCACUACGCACUGGUCUUUGAUGCGGUAUAUACUCCGAGAAUCACACGACUGUUGCGGGAAGCAGAAGAAAGUGGAGCCAUAACUGUCUCAGGCUCAGAGAUGUUUGUCAGGCAGGCUUAUGAGCAGUUUGAGAUUUUCACCGGUUUACCCGCUCCAAAGGAACUAUACUGGCAAAUAAUGUCAAACUGGAUCAGAGCAGAGGUGGAAUUGGACAAGGUCAUUUAUACUACUUUCUCGGCUUGGGGUUUCUAUGAUACUUGUGCUGGAUUGAUAAUGAGUAUCAACAGAGAUGAGGCUCUUAGAGCCAAAGAUCUAGCGGAGGGUUUGAUGAAAAAGACUGACUUUACUGCUGCUCGUAAGCUUGCAUUGAAGGCUCAAAAAAUGGAUUCCAGCAUGGAGAACAUAUCUCGUAUGAUAAUGGUGUGUGAUGUUCACUGUGCUGCAACAGAGAAGCUGUUCGGAACUGAGAUGGAUUGGUACGGUAUACUUCAGGUUGAGCAGAUCGCUAAUGAUAUUACCAUCAAGAAACAGUACAAGAGGCUUGCUCUUCUUCUCCACCCUGAUAAAAAUAAGCUCCCGGGUGCUGAAUCUGCUUUUAAAUUGAUUGGUGAAGCCCAGAGGAUUCUUUUGGACAGAGAGAAAAGGACGCUUCAUGACAUUAAACGCAAAAGUUUGAGAAUGCCUGCAGCUGCACCGCCAUAUAAAACCCAACAGAUGCCGAAUUAUCACACACAACCUGUUUUUCGGGCAAGCGUCAAUACGAGGAACAUCUUCACCGAAUUGAGACCUGAAAACAGGCAUCCUUUCCAGAAAGCUCAAGCCCAACCAGCUGCUUUCAGUCACCCUACAACCUUUUGGACCACUUGUCCAUACUGCCGGACGAGGUAUGAAUAUCAACGGGCACAUGUCAACAAGGAAGUCACUUGUCGGCCUUGUAGUAAACGGUUCAGUGCUUUUGAAGAACCUUUGCAGAGUGCACCACCGGCGAAAGGGCCAUGUCAGACUACUUAUUCCUUCCCUCAACAGAGCAAAUUUCCAGACCAAAGGGCUUGCAGUGAACCACACAAGCGUCCAGAAAAUCCUCCUACUGUUUCCUCUAGCAAGGCGAGUUUCCCUAUGCCGGGUUCAACUGCAAAAAUCAAUGGGAAGAGGAAGAGAAAGAAUAUGGUUGAAUGUAGUGAAAGCUCUGACAGUGAAAGUAGCAGUGAGUCAGAAGAUGUGACUAUGGCAGCACAAGAUUUGGGGGCCAAUGGAGGAGAGCAGCCUCGGAGGUCAGUCCGUAGCAAGCAGAAGGUUUCCUAUAAUGAGAAUUUGAGCGAUGAUGAUGUAGACUUAGUCAACCACAAUGGGAAAGGGUCCGGAAAAAACAUAGAUACUGAAAGGGAAGAAGAGACAAAGGAGGAAAAGCAGACAAAUGAGGAUCAUAGCUCUACUGAAAGCAUAGACAUGAAGGGGAAGAUAAAAGUUGACCAGGUGGAAACCCCUUCUGGUGCGAGUGAUUCAGAGGAAGAUUUAAGUUCAGGGAGUGCAGAAAAACCAAAUUUGAUCAACUAUGAUGAUCCUGAUUUCAAUGAAUUCGAUAAGUUGAGGGAAAAAAGCUGUUUUCAAGCUGGCCAGAUCUGGGCUGUGUAUGAUGAAGAAGAGGGGAUGCCUAGAUUUUAUGCUCUCAUAAGAAAAGUUACAACUCCGGAUUUCAUGCUUAAGUACGUAUGGUUAGAGGUAGAUCAAGAUCAAGAGAAUGAAACACCAAAUUUGCCCGUCUCUGUUGGUAAGUUUAAAGUUGGGAAUAUGGAGGAGACGAAUGAGUGUUCCAUUUUCUCUCGUUUGGUCUACAGCACAACAAGAAUCAGGGGUCGCAAGUUUACGGUAUUCCCAAAGAAAGGAGAAACAUGGGCCCUUUUCAAGAACUGGGACAUCAACUGCUCCGCUGACUCAGUUUCUCCUAUUAAGUACGAGUAUGAAUUUGUUGAGAUCCUGUCAGAUCAUGCAGAGGGAGCCACGGUAUCAGUUGGGUUCUUGUCUAAAGUGAAAGGCUUUAACUGUGUUUUCUGUCCGAUGCCGAAGGAUGAGUCAAACACUUGUGAGAUUCCACCUCAUGAAUUCUGUAGAUUCUCACAUAGCAUUCCGUCAUUCAGAUUAACAGGAACAGAAGGAAGAGGCAUAACCAAGGGUUGGUAUGAGCUUGACCCAGCUGCUUUACCAGUCUCUGUCUCUCAAAUUCUAUCAGGAGAAGAAGCAGCUCAAGAGCGAGACCAUCAAUCUCCACCUUCAGGAUCUGCCUCUUGAUAUUAUCUCAGUCAGAGGCUCUGUUGUGUCCAUGACUUGCUCAAAUCAAAGUUCUUGGGGCUCGUUUAUUUUGUUAAGGCGUACAGGUUUACAGACAAGAGAAACCAAAGCUCCUCAGAGGCUUCGUUAAGCUCGAUCCCUCUCUGUUGUCUUGUGACAUACUCGAGUCAUGAUACUGGUUGGAUUUUUUUUGUUAUAUGUCUAGCUCUUGCGUUUCUUUUCUUUUUAGGUUCACUCAGACUUGAAACUAAACCAGUAUUUGUCUC
This is a messenger RNA of Arabidopsis arenosa, 4241 nucleotides long. The record is from the annotation of a GenBank genome assembly. NCBI's taxonomy places the organism in Eukaryota, Viridiplantae, Streptophyta, Magnoliopsida, Brassicales, Brassicaceae.